CAGCGAACUACGUGUGUGUAGUUUUAUUAGUACAUAACCGAAAUAAUGGGAGAAGAAGCUGUCACCAAACAACCUAUAUCAAGCCAAAUUGAGGAGACCAGAGAAUGGGAGUCAGGCCUAUUUCAGUGCACAAAUGACUUUACUAGUUGUUUCUUGUCACUGUUUUGUCCAUGCCCAUAUUUAUGCUAUUUAUAUUCAUAUGCCAAUGAACCGUGUUGGUUGCCGUGUAUUGGCGCUGGAACUGGUCCACUUAGAAUGCGACAACGUUUUAGGCAUAAAAUUAAAGGUUCAAUAACUAAUGACUUUUUAUUAUCAUGCAUAUGUACACAAUGUGUUAUGUGUCAAUUAAAAAGAGAUAUGGAUUAUGUUAUUAAAAACGAUGGGGAUGUUUAAAAUGUCUAUAUAUACAAUUCAAUAUGAUCAAAUCAAGAACUAAACUAUUUGUGUGAUAAAUAUGUGUUAACAAUGUUCAAUUUUCUGUUUUUCAUUUUAAAUAAAGUAAUAUAGUAAAAAUUUUAAUUUAAUAAUUAUGAUUGAUUGGUAUUGGUUAUUGAUUAUUAUCUUUGGACUAAUUUAUUUAUGAAUAAAAUCAUUGGAUAAUGUUGAUA
Messenger RNA from Schistosoma spindalis, 608 nucleotides. The record is from the annotation of a GenBank genome assembly. NCBI's taxonomy places the organism in Eukaryota, Metazoa, Platyhelminthes, Trematoda, Strigeidida, Schistosomatidae.